CUGCCCUUAAUCCUCACUGAUUUUCUGCUUCCUGCCUUGUUUUGCGCGUAUUUUCUGUCACUGUAAGUUAUUUGACUUUGCGCGUUUUUCUUUAAACCUUUUGUUUUACUUGCUCUUUUUAUAUAAUGCGGCUGCUUUCCGUAUAUUCAUCGCAAAACCCGUUUUGUUCCGAGGUUGUUUUCCCUAACAGGAUCCUACAGGGGUUUGUUUGUUUGUUGCUUCUGGCGAAUAUGGAUUGAAUUAGAAACAAAAACCGUAUAAAUGCACCUGCCGUCGAGGAGAUACUCUGCGUUUGAACUCGAAGAGGUGUGUGUGCCCUGGGUGCAGCCUGGCCUGUGCUCUGGUGGAGAUGAAGAACCCAGGAGCCGCCGAGACCCGCCGGCUGGUCGGCCUGCUGGAGGCCGCUCUGGUCAGGGAGUCUCGCCUCUGGAAGGUACCUGUCUUCAAGAACGGAUGCAUCCAGGGUGCUGACAUCUCUUCAUCCCAACACAAAGAAAUGAUCCUUUGGCUCGGAGAAAUGAGCAGGCUGUUCCACUUCUGUCCAGAGACGUUCGCACUGGGGGUGUGCGUCCUCAACCGCCUGCUGUCCACUGUCAAGGCCCAACCAAAAUACCUGAAAUGCAUUGCUUUUACCUCACUGGUCCUAGCUGCCAAAAUCAAUGAGGAAGAUGAGGUAAUAGGUUCUGUUAAAGACCUGGUUGUGCAGAGCGGAUGCAACUUUUCAACAGCGGAGAUUCUUCGCAUGGAGAGGAUCAUUCUAGACAAGCUGCACUGGGACUUGUACACUGCAACACCAGUCGACUUCAUUCACAUAUUCCACGCCCUGCUCGUCUCCAGCCAUCCCCACCUCAUUCCGUCCAUCGGCCUCGGCUCCGGCGUCGGCUGGGACCCGGCGUCGGACCCCAGUGAGCGUCCCGCCGGGCCGGGGCAUCAGAAGAGGCCUCCGGGCUUCCAGGCGGCGCUGUGGACCAGACAGGUGCAGCACUGUAUGGCCUGCCACCAGCUUUGGCAGUUCAAGGGCUCCACAUUGGCCUUGGCCAUCAUCACUUUGGAGCUGGAGGCGCUCACGCCCGACUGGUUCUCCGUCUUCACCGACCUGUUGAAGAAAGCACAGGUUGAUAGUGCCGAGUUCAUCCACUGCAAAGAGAUCGUGGACGAGUACCUACACAGCCUGGAGUUGUCCCUGCCGGCCAACGCCGUCUACAUCUUCGACAGCGCCCAGAUCCAGGAGGAGGAGCGAGUCUGGAGCCCCACGCAGCACCUCAGGCAGCCCAGGAGGGGACGGCGAGGCGGCGGCGGCGAGCAGGGGGACUCGGAUGAGUAUUACGACGGUUUUUGGUGUUUGUAUAACGAGGAGACGACACCGGGUGUGGAGGGAAGAGAUGUCGAGGGUUUGUUUGAUUCCCAGCAGAAAAACGUCUCCCCCUGCCCGCCGCUGCACCCCGCUGUCAAUUAGGAUGGUUAGUCCCACCACCCAUCUCUUCACAAGUGCACGGUGCCCCCUAUUCUACAUUUAUGAUGUUAUGAAGUCAAUUAGCACAUUUUAGUACCCCACGAAACAGCUCACUGAUGCUCUAAGGUCAUAGACUUAAAUCCUGAUGUUUUUCACCUGUUGUAAUAUUUAGGAAUUGAUUCAGAAGAUUUGAGUAAAUAAAGGUAGAAAUUCUCUUUUUGCUAAGGCCAAAUUAAAUACCCGUUUUAGUCCCUUCUGUGCACUUGUCGACCAAAUGUGAAUCCUAAGGUGUGUGUGGACAUGACCUGUUCUCUGUGUUGACAGCUGGGCAGUUGUGGGGAAUCUUUGAGCCUGACUGAAUUGAAAUGGAAAUGCUUCUCUUUGGUGCAGAGUUAUUGGUCCAUUUAUGUUCGCUACCUAUUAUUAUUAUUAUUAUUAUUAUUAUUAUUAUUAUUGUUAUUAAUGCCAAGUUGUACUUUUUAACCUUCCUGUCCUUUAUAUCCACCAGAUUGUUUUGUUUCCCUGGUGGGAGGUGAAGGAUAAGAAUUAGGCAGUUGUGUGUGUUUGUUGUUUGUUUUUUUGUUUUUUAUGAGUGGUUGAGGCCAAGAAUGGCUUUUUUAUGUUUGAGAGGUUUUGUUUGUUGUGAAACAUGUUGGUGCUCAGGUUCCCCACCAGAGCCACAUAGCACUUUGGAAAAAAAAAAAAAAAAGUUUUUUUUUUCUUUUUCUUUUUUAAUGCAAAUAAUUUUAUUUUUUCACCUUUUUUAUUAUUAUUUUAACCUUUUACUUACUUGUACUAAACAUCUCUGCUUUAAGUGUUUAUUUACCAGUUAUUUACAAAAGUUAGCUUUUCACAAAAAAAGCUUUAAUUUCUUGACUAAAUGCUGCAAAUGUUUUUAUUCCUUUUUUGAUUCCUCAGCCUGUUUUGAUUUACUUUAUGCAACUGUUGUUACAUAUCAAACACGAGCACCUUUUGGGAGUUUAGUUCAACACUAGAGCAGAAUGACAAAAAGAAUGGGUCAUUUUGACAUCAUGAGAUUAUCUGAUCAGUGAUUAAUGCAUCAUUGUACUCAUUUAAAUUUUCAAUAUAUAUAUAUUUUUCUUAUGAUGACAUACUUAAUGAGAUCACCAAUAAUCAUACCCAGAACAUUCUUGAUAUUGAAGUAUUUGGAUAAAAGUUUCCUGUUUUUUUUUAUUUUGUAAAUAUAACCCAGCUCUGUCAGCUCUGUCAGCUCUGUCGUCAGUUUCAUCACGUUACUGACACAUUUCGAUUGAAACUUUAUAUAUAAUGUUGGCUGAUUACAUGAACAUGCAGCGUGUCCACAGGGACUUCACCUCCACUGCCAAACAGUGAACAGUUCACUGUGUUCAGAGGGAAGCCAGCACUGAGAUCUUUAAUGUGAACUGGUUACUGUCUGUUUUCUCUACGGUUCAGUGUGCUGAGGUUCAUCCAGUCAACGAUUGAGUGGAUGUUACAGCAGUGACCAAUGUAAAUGUUUUUUUUGUUUGUUUUUUAUCUUUCAUAUUCCUUCUGAUACUGAGGCAGCUAUAUCGACAGAAAUAAAGCUAA
Seriola dumerili (greater amberjack) is the source of this 3022-nucleotide messenger RNA. It is a transcript of the gene ccni2, whose product is annotated as cyclin-I-like. Gene Ontology annotation, cellular component: nucleus; cyclin-dependent protein kinase holoenzyme complex; cytoplasm. Gene Ontology annotation, molecular function: cyclin-dependent protein serine/threonine kinase regulator activity. Lineage: Eukaryota; Metazoa; Chordata; Actinopteri; Carangiformes; Carangidae. The coding region runs from base 350 to 1456 and encodes 368 amino acids. The record is from RefSeq and is a predicted model, not a curated record. The transcript has 7 exons. Gene Ontology annotation, biological process: regulation of cyclin-dependent protein serine/threonine kinase activity; mitotic cell cycle phase transition.